Messenger RNA from Anopheles darlingi, 2149 nucleotides. RefSeq names its product ribonucleoside-diphosphate reductase subunit M2 (gene RnrS). Lineage: Eukaryota; Metazoa; Arthropoda; Insecta; Diptera; Culicidae. Gene Ontology annotation, molecular function: ribonucleoside-diphosphate reductase activity, thioredoxin disulfide as acceptor. The transcript is spliced from 5 exons. Gene Ontology annotation, cellular component: cytosol. The coding region runs from base 183 to 1388 and encodes 401 amino acids. Gene Ontology annotation, biological process: deoxyribonucleotide biosynthetic process. The record is from RefSeq and is a predicted model, not a curated record.
GCCGAUUUUCCUGGGAAGUGGACGUGUCGCUAAAGUUCUAGCGAACCAAUUAAAAAAAGACAAAGAUUUCAUAAACUCUGAUAAUCCCUAAAGUGCUCCGAAGUUCGUUCAAUCCGUGCUCACCAGUUUUUAACUUUUUCGACGCGUUUGUUUUUCUGACGAGUGACGCUAGUUGUGGUAAAAUGGUUUUGGAAAAGGAAAACCUCUCUGAAAACAUGGAAAUCAUCAAGAAUACUCGCAAAGUGCUGACGGAAAGUGGUGCAAACGUAGCCGUACCGCAGGCCAAAGCAAACGGCGUUCCGAUGGAGGAGGAAAAGCCCGUUGCCAACGAAUCACCGAUGGUGGUCGGUGGUGAGGAGACGAAAGAGAACCCUAGUACCGCGCUGUCGGAAGUAGAGCCUGAGCAACCGUUCGAUCCGUCGAUUGAGCCGCUGCUGAUGGACAAUCCGCGUCGUUUCGUCAUCUUCCCGAUUCAGUACCCCGACAUCUGGCAAAUGUACAAGAAGGCCGAAGCUUCUUUCUGGACGGUCGAAGAGGUGGAUCUCUCAAAGGACAUGAAAGACUGGGAUUCACUGAAACCGAGUGAACGUCAUUUCAUCUCGCACGUGCUCGCCUUCUUUGCUGCCUCGGAUGGUAUCGUGAACGAAAAUCUGGUUGAACGGUUCAGCCAGGAGGUGCAGGUGACGGAGGCCCGCUGUUUCUAUGGUUUCCAGAUCGCGAUGGAAAACGUACACAGCGAAAUGUACUCGCUUCUUAUCGACACCUACAUUCGGGAUCCGAAAGAACGGGAUUUCCUGUUCAAUGCCAUCGAGACGCUGCCGUGCGUGAAGCGUAAGGCGGACUGGGCGAUGAACUGGAUCUCGAGCAAGAAGGCUAACUACGGCGAGCGUAUCGUGGCGUUCGCUGCCGUUGAGGGUAUCUUCUUCAGUGGCAGCUUUGCUGCCAUCUUCUGGCUAAAGAAGCGUGGCCUGAUGCCGGGUCUGACGUUCUCCAACGAGCUGAUCUCGCGCGAUGAAGGUUUACAUUGCGACUUUGCCUGUCUCAUGUUCAAGUAUCUGGUACAGAAACCAUCGCGCAAACGCGUAACGGAUAUCAUCCGUGAUGCAGUCAUGAUCGAGCAGGAGUUCCUGACGAAAGCACUGCCUGUCGAUAUGUUGGGUAUGAAUUGCGAGCUCAUGUCGCAGUACAUCGAGUUCGUGGCGGAUCGUCUGUUGGUGGAGUUGGGCUGUGAGAAGGUGUACAACACGAAGAAUCCGUUCAGCUUUAUGGAGUUCAUCUCGCUCGAGGGCAAGACGAACUUUUUCGAGAAGAAGGUAGGCGAGUACCAGAAGUGGGGCGUGAUGGCAAACCGCCUGGACAAUGUGUUCACCCUUGAUGCAGACUUCUAAAAGGCCCUUUAGUUAGUGUGCCCCACAUCUUGACAACCAGCCAAAGCGCGCAUCUGGUAUGCGUGUGUUCGUGCCUCAUCUUCUGAUUUCCCUUUCUGACUUUAAAUCCAUUCGAUGGACUCGGAGCGGGCCGUAGAUUCAAAGCAUUCACGUGUUGGAUGGCAAAAGGGCGCAAAAGUUUGUGAUGAUUAAGGAAACCGAUCAAUCGAUUCAGCCGAUGAUUCAGUCGCACGAAACACAUGUUAGACGAGGCUACAGCAUCUUUCGAUUAGUUUUUUUAACGUUUCAAGUUUGCGUGUGCACUUUUCUUAGUAUAAAUUGUAUUUUUAAACUUCCUCUUCCUCCAAUCGGACGCUUAUGAUGAUUUCAGAACAAAAUGUUAGCACAAUUAUCGACAAAAUUGGAGGCAAAUUGUAGAGUGAUCGCAAACGUUCUUGCGACCUAGAAACAGCAAACGAAUCCACCAUCUACCCACGUCAGGAUCUCAUUGGAAACGAAUCAGAAAACACUGGACCACAUGAUAAAACCGGAAUAGGACGAUCAUCAAUGUUUUUUUUUUCGAUGGUGAACGCUACCAUAAAUCUUACUUGCAUCCUCCACCCAGUCCAUCUCCUUCGCUCACUGUGAAGGGAUGUUUGGGGCUAGAUAAAUGCAGAGCGAAUAAUUGUAAUUAUAUUAUGUUAAUAUCAUAUGAUGUGUAUACACAAUAAGUAACGGAAAAGAUCAUCCUUUUGGUGAAACUUAAAUAAAGGUCUUUUUAA